Messenger RNA from Cylicocyclus nassatus, 996 nucleotides. The record is from the annotation of a GenBank genome assembly. Lineage: Eukaryota; Metazoa; Nematoda; Chromadorea; Rhabditida; Strongylidae.
AUGGGCAACUUGUCGUUCCUCAUCACGGACCUCAUAAUUUUCACUUUGCAGUUUACAUGCAUUAUAUCCAAUGGAUUUGUCCUUUUCUUGUAUCUCAGAGUGAAACGGCUCCGGAAAAAUCUUGCCUUGCGAAUGAUAGUGUUUCUCUCUAUCACCGACACGAUGCUUGCAGUUACUGCACUUCCAUAUAUAAUAUAUCUCAUUGUUACGUGGAAUGACACCUUUAUACUGCUUAAUCCCUAUAUGAUUAUGAUAUCCAGCACACCUUUGACUAUACAGCUCAAAAUCAAUCUAACACUAACGAUAGCAAUCGCUUUGGAUAGAACCAUUGCUCUAUACUUCACAGUAAUUUAUCGCAGGAUGUCUUCAGCAGUAUAUGCAAAUACUGCUUUACUGAUUGGAAUAUUUCUGGCUAUAUGCGACGUAACCGCUGAAUUUGUCCUUUCCCCGAUCUUACCAAGACCUAACUGUGCUGCUAUAGGUUGUUUUGUCAGCGAUCGAUUUCGCUAUUACUGGGGAACAAGCAAUAUGGUCCUUGGCUUUUUCGUGAUCAUUCUCACAAUGGCUAUGUUGGCAAAGCUACGCUAUAUCCAAAAACAUUCCGAAUCUGAAAAAGCUCUUGUAUCCACAAGUAAUAGUAGCACAAGUAGAUUCAGACAAGCUAAUCGCAGCUCGCUUGGUAUCCUGUUAACCUCACUACUCUUUGUGACUCUACCUAGCGUUGGCGUUGGUUUUGUUGAAAUGAUCGGCUUUUCUAUUUUCAAAACUGUAGGCCCAUUUUACAUACUAGGGCUGUUGGCAGCAGGUACUUGCAACUCCAUAGUAUACGUCGCAUUGAACCGAGAUAUGCGAGAGCUGGCCAAGAACUGCAUUUUGAAAAGAUCAUUUUCUACAGCUACUGUUAGUGUCGAACCUACCACAAAAAUAUCAACAAAGGUGGUUUCAACUGUGAUGAAGAACUGACUCUAAGAACCUGCAAAAAUUUGGUUGUUAGCU